Molecule: messenger RNA, 2085 nt
Organism: Triticum aestivum (bread wheat)
Lineage: Eukaryota; Viridiplantae; Streptophyta; Magnoliopsida; Poales; Poaceae
Product: protein RETICULATA-RELATED 4, chloroplastic
Exons: 5
Coding region: 1-855 (284 amino acids)
Source: RefSeq, a predicted model, not a curated record
AUGUUUAGCAUCAAAUCACGGUUAGCUCAGCCCACUAAUCCCACGAUCCACCCCUGUCAUCCGUCCCCCCGGCUCGAAGAAAAAAAAAACCCACGAGAGCACCACGCUCUCCCGUCGGUUGCUCAUAUCCUCCUCCCGCAUGACCUCUCGCCCCCUCCUCCUCCUCCUCCCGCCUCCUGCCUCUCCCUCCUCCGCUCCCUCCCGCUCCGCCUCCGCCUUGCCAUUCCCCGCCCCCGCCUCCCCACCCUCCUCUCCCUCGCCCUCCCCGGCAAAAACGGCAACGACGGCGGCGGUGGCAACAACAGCGGCGGCGGCGGGGAUGACGAAACAGGGGACGGCGGCGGCGAGUGGGGCGGCCACCGGGGGGAUGCGCUGUUCGUGCUGCCGCAGGCGGGGAGGAAGCUCUCCAGCCUGCCGGCGGACCUCGCCGUGGCCGUGGAGGGCGGCCGCGUCACGGGCGACAUCGUGCGGCGCUUCGCGGAGAUGGAGCGCUCGCCGCUGCUCCGUUGGCUGCUGGGCUUCAGAUGGUUCAGGGAGCGCCUCCUCGCCGACGACCUCUUCCUCGCCAAGCUCGCCAUGGAGAUGGGCGUCGGCAUGAUCGCCAAGAGUGCCCCGACGCUCCCUCCCACCAUUCCUUCCCCCGCGGCAGUGUCACCAUGGACCACGGAGCAAAGUCUCGACCGCGGCGGCGCUGUCGGGUUGAGGAGGGAGGAUCAAGAAGGGGGGUGGAGCUGUGGCGACGGCCACACGGAAGGAGCCGGGAGCAUGCCAGAGCGGCACUCAGUUUGCUCAGGUGCCGCUGUGCAGUCGUAUCUACGAGCAGGUAUAUUUGGAAUUGGAGGAAACAUAUCCUGAUUACUCUCUGGUUUUAUCUACUUUGGCUCGUUUACUUGCUUCAACUCAUGGCGUUCUCAUCCAUGGAGCCUGCGGCCGGGUGGGGAGCUCCUCGCAAGUUGUGGCGACGGCUGAAAUAAAUUGCGCUCGUUCAUGUGGUCGACAGUGAGGAAAAAGCACAUGUUUUUUUGGUUGAGGUUGCUCUGCACUUGUUCGUAGCAAUACCAAACAACGAUAUUGCACAAAAGCAUGAUGACGACUACGAGCCCGCCCCGUCACCGCCGCGCCUCUGCUGCUUCCGCAGUGCACCGCUAUUCUUACACCUGCAGCCUUCACGGCCUGCCUCUACCGCUCCCGCCAGCACCCCGUCGCGGCUGUCGUCGCCGGAGAGACACCCACCGCCGGCACAGGCGCAUGAGCCAUCGCCGCCGGAGAUAAGUCAGAGACCCGGAGCCCCCAUCCUGGUAUUGGACCUUCCAAUUCAAGGCACCUUCCACCUAAUACUGGAGUAAGUGGUUCCACAGAUUCAGGAAAAGCAGGGCUGAAUGGAAUCCAACGGAACUAAUGUUGCAGCUAUAGCAUCCGAUAUUUAGCGAUACAUGUUUAAUUCGGUGAUAACAGUUGCAUUACUGGAAGGUGGGUCAGGGCGCAGUGUUGAAUCAUCUUGAUUGGCCCGAGAGAAAUGAGGACCCUGCGACAGGCAACCUUUUGCUUACUAACCUCGCAAAUAUUUGAAGCGUAAGUCUCUAACUACGAAAAUGAUCUCAAAACCUUUCAUGUGACAUUGCACCUAUGAUAUGGAGAGUAUGACAAAUUAUACAAAAAGAAAAUCUAAUUUAUGGUAAGAGAAUUACAUGUAGUACUUAAUAUUUAUUGCCCGUAUGAAGCAAAGUGUCUACAACCUUUAUAACUACAACAGUUUAACUUUGAUACUCGGCAAUAGGUAUGCCGAGCUUUGCGGUUUGCCACUUCCUGAAGUAAGUAGAAAUAGGAGUUCCAGUUUCUUGAUUUUCAGGAAACUGAGGAGGAGCGUUUGAGUAAAGAGGAGAGGAAUGGUUGGGAAGCAAAUAAGAGGAAAAGGAGAGGAAAAGCAGGAGGAUGAACUGCUAAAAUAUAGCUAUGAUCAUGAGUAUAUUAUAAAUAUCAUUUUAGUUUGUUGUCUUUUUUAUUGAUUUUUCUUUGUGAUAAUAAUUGAGAAAUAAAGAAGAAUUAUGGCAUGUCAAAUAUUACCAUACUACCAGAUAUUUUUUA